UUGUGGGGAGUUGUGAUUCACCCCAGAUGGGUGUUGACAGCUGCUCAUUGCGUUGACCUCAAAAACAAUGAGAAAGUGUCGCUAGAGUUUGCCGACUUCCGCGUUGAUGCGUCAAAGAGACUGAGUACAUUUAUAGGAACCCAAGCCAUAGUACUAGCCAAAGAUUACAAAUCCGAUCCUCGUAAGCCCUACAAAGACCUGGCUCUUAUCAAAAUGAAAUGGGAAGUCUCCGAUAUUUAUGUACUUCCAAUGUGUCAAGAGGAACACCACACGUACCUGGGCGAACUUCUGGGCGCAUGCGGUCUGGGUUCAGUAUCCGGCGACAGAAGGAACCCAGUUUAUCCAGACAUCUUGUUGGAAACUUAUUUCUAUGAUCAAAAUUAUACAACUUCUCAGCGCGAGUUUAGUCCGGAUAAUUGCAAAUACGACCAAAUAUGCACAGAACCAGGGUUCGAAGGAUCAAAUAUCUGCUACCUUGAUGACGGGGGUCCCCUCUACGCUUUUGACUUGUCGACCAUUCAACCCAAAUGUGUAAUCGGCUUAGCUAGUUAUGUAACAAACGUCGGCAAUGGCUGUGACGGAUAUAGCGUGUUUGUAAACCUUGAAGCCUUCCGAGCAAAAAUUUUGAAAAUUAUUGAACAAUAUACUUAAAGCCAUAAGUUAUAACAAAAAAAACUGCUAUUAUCAAGACAAAGACUUGAAGGAACG
This is a messenger RNA of Symsagittifera roscoffensis, 708 nucleotides long. RefSeq lists its product as uncharacterized. The transcript is spliced from 3 exons. Bases 214 to 651 code for a protein of 145 amino acids. Lineage: Eukaryota; Metazoa; Xenacoelomorpha; Acoela; Convolutidae. The record is from RefSeq and is a predicted model, not a curated record.